This is a messenger RNA of Paramecium sonneborni, 883 nucleotides long. The record is from the annotation of a GenBank genome assembly. Lineage: Eukaryota; Ciliophora; Oligohymenophorea; Peniculida; Parameciidae.
UAAUAUAUAAAAAUAAUUAAUCAUGUCUUAAGAUUAUGUAUUCAAUCUAUUCUUAAUAUUUAGUUAACUGUCAAGGAAAUUAUCAUUUAAAUGUUAGCUAGUCCUACAUGGUAAAAUCAAUACAAUUCUUUUGUUGAUGAAUAUUGCAUUUUUUUUGAUGAUGAUGAAGAAAACUCUAUUCAACAAAAUAACCUAUUUAAAUAAUUUCAAACUGAAAUGGCAGCAAUCUAUGACUCUUUUUUCAAUUCUUUAGGAUUGGAUAAUACUGAAGAAUUACAAGUCUAAGUAAAAUUAUCUCUAUAUUCUUUAUUCAGGUAAUCAAAGAAAUCCUUAACAGUGAUGGAGAUGACGAAAUUGAUAUCCAACAAUUACUAGCUUUAGGUGAUUUUCAAGUUUUCAAAGCAGAAAUGUCCUAUUAAAAUAAACGCAGAGAAAUAGCUGCUUAUGAAUAAUUAGUUGAUGAUGAUGAUGAUAAUGAUAAUGAAGAAGAAUAGUAAGAAGAUGAAGACCCUGAAGAUGAAUAAGCAUAAAAAAUGCAUAUAUUGAAAAUCAAAUUGGAGUAUGAAUAACUUUAAGAAGAACUUGAAUUAUAGUAGGCUAUGUAAAUCUCUUUAGACACACCAAGUAUAUCUAAAUAUAAUUACUAUUAGAUCAAAAGAAAUUAGAAAAGAUUUAAGAAUUACUUGAAGUAGUAGUAGCAAGAUUAGAUACUUUAUAGAAAGAAGAAGAAGGAAUGCAAUAAAAUUAAUAAAUGGGUUAAAAAAUUGAUAGAAAAACUAAAUUAAUUGAUCAACUCUAAAAGCUUCCUCCGAUUGAUUUAUCAUAAGAGUAAGAUAUUUUUAAGAAGAUAUAAUAAGAAGUGAAGAAAAUAUGAAAAAUCAAC